CUCCGCGUCGGCGUCCCCAGAAGGGAUGCGGCGGCGCACGCCAUGAGCUGGCGGUCCGGCUCCCGCAGCGUAGUCCUCACCGCCUACCACCCCAGCGGCGGCGGCAGCGGCGACGCCCCCGGCGGCCGUCGGUCUGGCCAGUAUACAAUGAACCAUGACCAUUCCAAGAAGACCCCUGAUGGAGCAUUGUUUGAUCGCUCAGGAUCCCAGGACUCCUUGGAUGAACUGUCUAUGGAUGACUACUGGAAAGAACUUGAAAAUAUCCAUGAAACCAGAGGAAAUAAUCACGAGGAACGAGUAGCACUUGUAGUGAAAGAGCCAGAUGAGGGAGAACUGGAAGAAGAAUGGCUGAAAGAGGCAGGUCUGUCAAAUCUGUUUGGCGAGAGCUCUGGCGACUCCCUGGAAAGCAUGGUGUUUCUGUCCACACUGACCCGAACCCAGAAGGCAGCAGUAGAAAAGCGAAUAGAGACUGUCACACAGACCAUGAGGAAAAAAAACAAACAGCACCAGAUUCCUGAUGUCAGAGAUAUCUUCAGGCUACAAAAUGACUCAAAGGGGAAAGUCUGUGAUGGAAGUGAACCCUCAACUGUGAGAACAAGUGAAAACAAAAAUGAAACACAAGAUGGAACAAAAGGUCCAAAGUUCCAUCUUGGAACGGAUGAGCGGAAGAGCCUGCUUGAAGACGUGCUGUUUUCGGACACUGACAUCAAUUUGGAGAUAUCGUUUGCAGAACAGGCAGCUAAUCUCAAAGACAGCUCAGUAGGCAAAAUGUGCAAGGGUGGAGGCGGUGACACUCUUCUCCCGAAUUUCAGGCUGCCGAAGGACAAAACAGGUACCACAAAGAUUGGUGACCUGGCCCCUCAGGACAUGAAGAAAGUCUAUUCUUUAGCACUGAUUGAAUUAACUGCUCUCUAUGACGUACUUGGGACAGAAUUCAAGCAGCAAAAAGCUGUAAAAAUCAAAACCAAAGACUCUGGCUUGUUUGGUGUCCCACUGUCAGUUUUACUGGAACAGGAUCAGAAGAAGGUGCCAGGAAUCAAGAUCCCACUGAUUUUUCAAAAGCUGAUUGCCCAGAUAGAAGAGGCAACUCUGGAAACAGAAGGACUGCUUAGAAUACCAGGAGUGGCAACAAGAGUAAAGAGUCUUUGCCAAGAACUGGAAGCAAAAUUUUAUGAAGGGACUUUCAACUGGGAAAAUGUAAAGCAACAUGAUGCAGCAAGUCUUUUAAAACUCUUCAUCCGUGAACUGCCUCAGCCACUCCUCACUGUAGAAUAUCUAAAAGCUUUCCAAGAUGUACAGAAUCUCCCAAUGAAGAAGCAGCAACUGCAAGCUUUGAAUCUUUUGGUUCUCCUUCUACCUGAAGCAAACAGAGACACUCUGAAGGUACUGCUUGAAUUCCUCCAAAGGGUAAUUGAUCAUCGAGACAAAAAUAAAAUGACAUUAAAGAAUGUUGCGAUGGUGAUGGCCCCAAACCUUUUCACGUUUCAUGGGUUUGGCUCAAAGACUAUUGAACAAAGCGAGUUUGUUAUGGCAGCUGGAACAGCAAAUGUCAUGCGCUUUAUGAUUCAGUACCAAAAACUUCUCUGGACAAUUCCUAAGUUUAUUGUUAACCAAGUGAGAAAACAAAACACUGAAAGCCAGAAGAAGGAUAAAAAGGACAAAGCUAUGAAGAAACUUCUGAAAAAGAUGGCAUAUGACCGGGAAAAGCAUGAGAAACAGGAGAAGACCCCUAAUGAUGCUGAUGUUCCUCAGGGAGUGAUACGGGUGCAAGCGCCUCAUCUUUCGAAAGUUUCCAUGGCAAUACAGCUGACAGAAGAACUGAAAGCCGGUGAUAUACUAGCCAGGUUUCUCAGCCAGAAAAGUGGAAAUGUCCAAACACUCAAGAAAGAAGAGGUCUUUCUUUAUGAAAUAGGAGGAAAUAUUGGAGAACGCUGCCUUGAUGAUGAUACGUACAUGAAGGACCUAUACCAGCUCAACCCAAAUGCUGAGUGGGUUAUAAAAUCUAAGCAGAGCUAAGCUCACAACUAAUGGCAAAAGAACAACCUGUGGACUUACUUUGUAAGGCUGAAUGUUUAAAAGGGAUAGUGUGUCCUUUCAACAUUCAACUGUGUUACAUAUAUUAAUAGAACCUUAUCCAGUUUAAAAAAAAAAGUGAUGGAAACCCAACAGUGAUUACCAAUAAAUUUUCAGUUUUACUCACAGCAAAAUUUUGGAGAUAGCACAAUUUUCCCACUCAUAUUUGAAAUAAGUACCUUAAAUAUUGUAAUGGCACUAAUCUACCUCCCAUCUGGUAGGUCUUGUUUCAGAAGAAUUUAUUUUUCAAACAGAUGUUUAACCUCUUUAUAUUAGAGAUCUACAAUCUGUUUGUGUAGAAUUGUGUGUUCAUAUAGGUCUUUACAGUGCUAGUACACUGGAGAACCAAAUCCUGAUCAGCACUUCUGAAUGGUACAGUAUUAAAAAUACCUAAAACCAGUCAUAUGAAUUUCCCAAGUAAGUGUGAAAUUCACAGGAAAAACUGCAAUGCAAUAUAUUUUGUCUUUGGAAGUCCUAAUUUUGUUCACUUUCUAGGUAAAGUUUGACAAAAACUAUUUAAACAGAACUGUGAAAAUGCUUUCUAUGCAGCUUUUUUGCUAGAUCUUUUAAAUAUUUUUUAUUCUUAUUCCAGUUGAUUGUAUUCUUGAGAUUAUUUAAAAAAAAAAAAAAAAA
Molecule: messenger RNA, 2706 nt
Organism: Gymnogyps californianus (California condor)
Lineage: Eukaryota; Metazoa; Chordata; Aves; Accipitriformes; Cathartidae
Gene: ARHGAP18
Product: Rho GTPase activating protein 18
Exons: 15
Coding region: 43-2016 (657 amino acids)
Biological process (GO): signal transduction; regulation of actin filament polymerization; regulation of small GTPase mediated signal transduction
Cellular component (GO): cytoplasm
Molecular function (GO): GTPase activator activity
Source: RefSeq, a predicted model, not a curated record